UUAAUAAAAGAAGAUGGGAAAAGAAGAACCUAAAUCACCGUCUCCUCUUCUUAACCCUAUUUCUAAAUGCUUUUGUCAGAAUAGAGAAGGACAUGAAACAGAUAUAAUACCACCUUGUAAAUCAAGUAAUCAUUGGAAUUAUGCUUUAUUACAAAUUUGUAAUUCUGUCUUUAAUACAACUUCACCUGCCAUUACUUCACCUCUUAAACACAUUUUAACUUAUGAACGUCAAUUAAAUAGACAAGAUGAUAGUUCAAUAAUUAACAAGUUCCGUUAUGUGCCCAACUACAAGUUUAAUUCAGAACCUUUUGCAGUAAAAGAUAUUUUUGAAUAUCGUCAACGACGGUCAGAACACCUCUUGCUUCGUUUAACUCAUUCCCUUCGUAAUGAUGAAUUUCAUCACUCUAUUCUUAGACUUACAAAAGGCGUUUUUAUGGUACAACAAUUAGAACCCCUUCAAUCACCAACGAUGAUGGUGAGGGAUGAAGAUUAUGAUGAUGUUUUUUUAACUCAAAGUAAACAAAUACCAUUCAUUGAUACAUUUUCGUUUAAUGGACUCUUUAAUGACAUGAUGCAACAAGCCAUGACUACUUCACCCGUUCAUAUAUAUAAAUCAAUAUCCUAUACAAUGGGUAUACGGUUUACGAAUCCAUACAAACAUAUGCGAGAUAUAGUUGUGAGAGGUAAUAUCCCACUUUGGUGUCAGUCUUUAUUUAUUGUAGAAUAUUUAAAAAGAUUACCUGUUCAACCAAAUGCGGUAUUAAAUGGACUCUUACCAUUUGCAAAAGAUAUUCUGUUUGAAUUUAAAUUAUUGUCAGCAGAUCAAGAUGUUCCCUUUCCAAUAUUGAUUCCAGCCUAUGAAAGAUAUGCUAUGGAAUUAAGUGAACCACAAAUACUAUUCAACUAUAAUUCUUUUAAAUCUAAUGAUAUGCAAAUUGGAUGGAAAGAAAGAGAAAAGAGGAUAUUAAAUGAAGUACUUUAUUGUGAUAUUUCAGAUGAAACAGCAGAAUUGAUUACUAAUUUAGCUAAUGAAUGGAAACUGACAUAUGAGGGUUUAAUAUAAUUCGAUUUUUAUUAUUGUUUUAAAAAGAAAAAUAAAGAGGA
Cokeromyces recurvatus is the source of this 1104-nucleotide messenger RNA. RefSeq lists its product as uncharacterized. The transcript has a single exon. The record is from RefSeq and is a predicted model, not a curated record. NCBI's taxonomy places the organism in Eukaryota, Fungi, Mucoromycota, Mucoromycetes, Mucorales, Mucoraceae. Bases 14 to 1063 code for a protein of 349 amino acids.